AUGCACAAGAAGCCCAUAUCUUUUGGUAAAAUCAGCCUUAAAGCUAGCAAAACAGAUGAAAACAAGGACAAAAAUGAGGCCAACACAUCAGGUUUCGGUACUUUCGGCCGUACACCUAUUCAGGAACACAAGGAAAUCGAAGAAAUAGCUGAAGACUUAGAAAAUCAACACGUUCAGCAAGUGAUGGGAAUAAAAAAUUUUGGGAAAAAAGCUAAGAACUUUGACCUCGUCGAACUAGUGGAACAGGCAAAGGUAAACGCUCAGGAGGCCAAUAAAAGGAGGUUGGAGGCUGAAGCUUCUAAGCCUAAGGAACCAGAGAUAAAAAAAGAUGAACAAAGCGAUGAUGACUUGAUAGGGCCGCCAUUACCUCCAGGGAUGUCACAAAAUGAUAAUGAUGAUGAUGAUCUCAUAGGCCCGCCAAUACCACCAGACCUGAUGAACAAGGAUGACAAAAGAAAGAGCAAACGUGAUGGUGAUGGUGAUGAAGACAGCUAUGAUGAGCUAAGUGGUUCUGAUGAUGAGGACUUGCCAUUGGAGAAGAGGAUACCUAAUAGCCAUGAGGUGGAAAUGCUACAUGGUACUAAAGCAGUGGUUGCGCUGGCUGCAGACCCCUCAGGUAUGGACUCAGGAAUGCGAUCAUUCCGCACUCUACAGCCGUGUGAGAACCACCCCAUCAAGGCACUACAGUACUCUAAUACGGGAGACUCCAUACUAGUAGUGAGCGGCGCUGCUCAGGCCAAGGUGCUGGACAGAGACGGCUUUGAAGUGCUUGAAACUAAAGGCCACACAGCAGCUCUAAACAGUGGUUGUUGGCAUCCGCACAUACGCGAGGAGUUCAUGACAUGUUCCCAAGAUGGUACACUACGACUCUGGCUCACUGAGAACCCUAAACAGCACAAAGCAGUCAUAAAACCCAGACAGCAAGGAGGUUUGAAAACCAACCCAACUGCUUGUACAUUCUCCAGGGACGGGAACACAGUCGCUUGCGCUUGCUACGACGGUUCCAUUCAAAUGUGGGACCAUAGGAAGAACUUUGUUAAUACCACAGCCUGCGUCAGAGACUGCCAUCAGAAACAAUCAGAAAUAUCCAGCAUUUCAUACUCCUACCUCGGUUCCUACUUAGCUAGUAGAGGCAAUGACGAUACUCUUAAAAUCUGGGACCUUAGAAACUUCAGAAAACCCGUGAACGUUUUUGGAGAUCUAUUUUCAAGGUAUGAGCAAACUGACUGCGCGUUCAGUCCAGAUGAUAGUCUGGUGUUCACGGGAGAGUCUCUAAAGAAGGGUCAGGAUAUAGGAAGACUAAUAUUUUACAAUACAAAGACGUUUGAACAAGUUUCGCAUAUAGAUGUGACGAAAUCUCACGUGAUAAAGGCGAUUUGGCACGCGAAACUUAACCAGAUAUUUGUCGGUUGCGGUAAUGGAGUUGUGAAGUGCUACUUUGAUCAGAAAAGGAGUUUACGAGGUGCGAAGCUCUGCAUAGUGAAGACUCAUAGGAAGAAGCAUUCGGUAGAAGUUGUGAGCGCUCAGCAGAUUAUCACUCCUCACGCUUUACCGUUAUUCAGACAAGAGAAGUUAAGAACUAGCAAGAAGAAAAUGGAGAAAGAUAGAUUGGACCCGGUCAAGUCACACCGGCCUGAUCUACCCAUCACAUCAGGUCAGGGUGGUAGGGUAGCGGCUUCAGGAAGCACCCUAAGCUCCUUCGUCAUCAGGAACCUGGGUCUAAGUAAGAGAGUUGAUGAUGAACAGGAUCCAAGAGAGGCUAUCUUGAAAUAUGCGAAGGAAGCUGAAGAGAAUCCGUUCUGGGUGGCUCCAGCUUAUAAGAAAACCCAACCACAACCUAUAUUCCAGGCUGGAAAUGAAGAGGAAGGACCUUCUGACCCGAAGAAACCAAAAACAUCUUAA
Molecule: messenger RNA, 1902 nt
Organism: Spodoptera littoralis (African cotton leafworm)
Lineage: Eukaryota; Metazoa; Arthropoda; Insecta; Lepidoptera; Noctuidae
Source: the annotation of a GenBank genome assembly